AUGGAGGAGAAGCGGACCGCAAUGUCCCUGAGCAUGAGGAAGCUGGCCCUGUGGCACUCGAGGAACUUCAGGCCCCUUUUCACCCACAAGCACCUCGAUCCCAUCAUGUCCACCCUCGGCUUCACCUUCCUCCCGCCCGCCCCGCCGAGCAUCAGCGGGGGCACCACUUGGAAGGAGUAUGUGUUCGCCGCAGGCGGGGCGCAGGGCCGCCCCCGGCCAAGGUUGCCCUACCCGAGGAUCGACGGCCUACACAACCACACCUACCAGGCUUUUCUAGAGGCCGUCAACUUCCACCUCCGGAUGCACGACAUCUCGACUAUCUUUCAUGUCAGGGGCAUGCCUAUGAACCGAGGUGACCUCCAUGGCAAGUGGCAUGCCCUGGAGGAGGACGAGCUCGUUUAUGUAUAUAGAGAAGGGACACUGGAUCAAGCAACGCACAAGCGCUACUCCGAUUCCGAGAGCAAAAGUAGCACAGGCGGUGUCUACGACUUCGACUCUCUCGCCAUUCGCGACAAGGGCGGCAAGUCUCAGGUUGGCCAGGUCGUGCCCUUGGCAGACAUCAUAGUUUCGCCUCGAGGAGACGAAGAGUUUAACCCCUUCUAAACCAUCUCAUCCGUGUUCUUGUACUUCGUUCAUGUACAAUAAAACCUUUGUUGUGUAAUAAAAUUAUUGAUAAGAACUUCCUUUUCGAAGCCCGGCAAUAAGUUGGCGCGAACUCGUGGU
This is a messenger RNA of Rhodamnia argentea, 723 nucleotides long. RefSeq lists its product as uncharacterized. Bases 1 to 603 code for a protein of 200 amino acids. The record is from RefSeq and is a predicted model, not a curated record. NCBI's taxonomy places the organism in Eukaryota, Viridiplantae, Streptophyta, Magnoliopsida, Myrtales, Myrtaceae. The transcript has 2 exons.